Messenger RNA from Saccostrea echinata, 5179 nucleotides. RefSeq lists its product as uncharacterized. Gene Ontology annotation, biological process: positive regulation of extrinsic apoptotic signaling pathway; TRAIL-activated apoptotic signaling pathway. Lineage: Eukaryota; Metazoa; Mollusca; Bivalvia; Ostreida; Ostreidae. The transcript is spliced from 14 exons. Gene Ontology annotation, molecular function: caspase binding; death receptor binding. The record is from RefSeq and is a predicted model, not a curated record. Bases 54 to 4724 code for a protein of 1556 amino acids. Gene Ontology annotation, cellular component: CD95 death-inducing signaling complex; cytoplasm.
UGGAAUUAUUGUUGGUUUAAAUAUUUGGAAAAGGUGUAAAAGUUCCCUUGGAAAUGUCAAAUGGACAAGGCCAAGAAAAAUCCCAUUCAAUGGCGACAGAGGAACCUAACGCUUCGGUAGAUAUGAACCAAACUCUAAAUGAUAAUAUUGAUAAGUCAUUGAAGUCAAUAAAUAGCAACCAAAACGGAUCUAAUGGCGACAAUCAGAACGUGAACAGGGUGACAAAUGAGAGUGAAGAAUACAAAAGUCAAUCGGAAGAAUUAUCCACUAGAAACGUCCCGUCUAAUGCAGUAUCAGGUGAACAUUUAUCACAGCUUUCGGAUUCACAAAAGUUAAAUACCGAGGAUAAUGUCGCCCCUCAAAACAAUAAUGAAAAUCAGAAUAAUAGUGACAACAAUGGAAUUAACCAAAUAGGUAGCUUAAGUGGAAAUAGUACUGAGGAAUUAAGAGACGAAAAAACUGAAAGAGACGAAAACUUAUUCAAUCAGACUGAAAAAUCAGAUAUUGUAAAUGACAACGGCGAAAGUUCAACAAAAAGUGACAAAGAUAAUAAAGAAGAGGCGGAAAUUUUACAAGGUAACAAAGACGAAGGUGAUCAAUUAACUGAUAAAGAAAUCGAAGAACCAAAUACCUUUCUUACCAACCUUCCCGAUGACAACGGAACGGGGGACACUGCCGAUCAAGAUCGCGAAAUAGAAAACAACGAUAAUAAAUCACAGGAGAAUCCUACAGAAAGUGCACCGGAAAGUGCACGUCAAGAAAGUUCACCAGACAAAGAUUACUUUUAUGACGACCCAUCUCAAACGAGUGUACCUUGUGCAAAAUCAGAAGAAUCCGAAAAAGAGAGAGCUGAGGAAAUAAACAAGGCCGAUACAGAAGGAACAGGUGUCAAAGCGGAAUAUCUGACAACAGGACAACACCAACCACCCAAUGAAUCAACUGAUGAACUAGAUGGUAACGCAGGAGAGGUGAUUGAUUCGCUUAAAUUACAAUCUGAGCAAAAAGAAAACAUCCAAGAAGAAAUAAAGCAACCUGAAAUUGAACAUCAAGAAUUAGUGAACGACACACCAACGGCUCCUGAAACUAGAGAAGAGAACAGAAAAGAGGGAUCUUUAAGUGAGCAUGAGGAAGUAAUGAACAACACUCAGACGACCCCUGAAGAGGAAGGAGAGAACAGAAAAGAAGGGUCUGUAAGUGAUAAAUCGAAAGAGGAAAAGAAGGAGAGUUCUCAAAAAUCUAGUGUAUCUGAAGCUGAAAAUGAUAAUUCUUCAAGUUCGAGCACUAAGCAGGAUGAUACAUUAGCCGAUGUAGAUCCCCUUGAGACAAUUGCUGAAUCGUCCCCUAAACAAGAAAUAAAGACAGAAGGUAUGGAGUCAGAGGUAAAUAAGUCAGAAGUUGAAAAAUCGGCAGACGACAUUGCACUUGCUGAUGACGUGCCUAAACGUGGAGCUACUGAUGACACUGAUAAUGAAGCUGAUGAUUUAAAAUCCGAAGAAAUUGUGCAGACUAAGGAAGGUAAGAAUGAUACCGACGAUGUACCAAACAAUGAAAAGGAGGACAUGAAUGAAGAUCAUUCAGGCGAAAAAGAUGUUGAAAGCGAUGAUGACAAAAGUCUUCUAAAAACAAAUGAGGAAAAUGAGAAGCCCUCAGAUGAUGAUAUUGGAGAAAAUGAAAACGCAGAAAAGGAACAUGAAAGUGGAAAAUCUGACCCUGUAAAAGAAACUGUUGUUGACGAGGAAAAGAAGUCCGUUGAAGCGGAGGUACCUCUUCAAGAGGAGGAACCUCCAAGAGAAAAAACUCCAGAGCCUGAGCCUAUAAAAAUUACACGUAAUAUUGACAUCGACAAUGCAGUAACAGUCAUCAAAGAUACCGAGGGAAGUCUGAAAGAUCUAUUUAAUGAUAUGAAAGAACUCUUAACAAACUACCAAGACAGAGUAAAUUCACAGUCUCUUUCAGAUUUCACAAAUGAUCUGGAUAAGUUCAGAGGUGACUUUGAAUCUUUAAAGGAUGCUUUUAAAUAUAGUGAAGAACUUUUUCAUUAUCUCAACAAAACUUUGAAAGAUUUGAGAAUGUUGGGGGAUAAUUUGAAUUCACUUAUUCAAAAGAAGUUUCGAAUGGAGGACCUAACAGUUUGGUUAGAAUCUCCUGAAGAGAGAAUGGAAGAAAAAGAAAAAUUGAAGGAAGAGCGAAUAGCCGUCGAGAAAUCUGCGAUGGCAAAAGCUGCAGAGGCACGUGCCGCGAUUGCACGUGCAGCUGUAGGUGUGACAGAGUCUAGUUUAUACGCAGCUGAGGUGGAAGCAGAAGCUGCAGAGGCAGAGAGUGUCGCCAUGAGAGCAUGGGAAUCGGCGCAGAACGCCAGGAGAGACAUUGAAGAGGCCGAAAAAGCUGCUGCUGAAAAGCGAAAGGCUGAGGAAGAGGCGAGGAAAAGGGCAGAAGAAAGAGCCCAGAAGAAGGCUGAAGAGGAGAGACUUCGUCAAGAAGAGGAAAACAGGAGACUUCAAGAAGAGGCCGAAAAGAAGGGGACCUCAUUUGAAGAUGAAAAACGGCAAUUCCUGGAAGAAAAGGCGAGAAAAGAGGAGGCAAGAAAGAAUCCGAAAAAUUGGCCACGAUAUAUUUAUAGUAUAGAGGCUGCUAACCUUGAUCCAGGGGUACCUGGAUGUGUCAUCCGGGCUAUUGAAGGCAGUAUGAAUCGUGAUGACGUAGCAGUAACAGCCGUAGAUCAAUUCUCUGGUACUCUGACCUUGGUUGAGAAUGAGGAGUUAAUAAGCAACAUCAUAUUAAUCAAAUCAACCGACCCUGAGAAAAAAUUUCAGUUUGAAGAGCCUGUGGCUGUUGCAAUACCUCAUUGUCUACAGAGAAACAUUCCCGGUAGAGAACCAGUUAUCAAACAGCUACAGCCGAAUGGAAGGUGGGCGGAGCUCCCCACAAAUGACGUCAUUAUAGAAGACAUCCGCGAAUUGAAGUUUGUAGAGAUAAGAACACGACGAUUUGGGGUAUUUGCUGUAGUGCUGAGGCUUAAGAAGGACACGCUUACCUUUAUGAGAAGAGGAAACAAAGUUAACUCCACUGUUGAUGCUCGCAUAACCUUUACCUGUAAACCAGGAACAUUCAAAAACAACGUUUGCUUUACUAGUGAGGUACAAACACUGGAUGUCAACACCGUGACUGAUCUCAAUAAACGUUACCCCACCGAGUGUGGCAGUCUUCUCUCAUCUAGUCCAAUACUAAGAUUUCAAAUACCAAACCGGAAAUUUGCCAAACCUCUGACCUUGACACUGCCUCUACCACCUAAUACUGUCAAACAGAAACGCCCACAGAGUGUGGCUCCAGGAGCACUGAACAGAGAAAAAAUGGACCAACGAGAGCAGACUACCACACGACCAGUAUCAAGCAUGGGCUUCACCCCAAAAGAAGAUGAACCAGAAGAAGAAAGUCACUUACUUGUCCGCGAUGACAAAGGUCCGUGGAUGGUGCUGCCGAAAGUAAAUCUUGUCCAGCCUAAAAAUAAAGAUAUUGUCACUUUUGAUAUUAGAGAACCUCAUGACAGGUUUAUUCUUGUGAAAACCAAGCAAGGAAUAUCCCCAUUAUCCAUCGAGAAAAUAGCGAACCACGUGGAAAAAGCGAUCCAUCACAGAACAAUGCACGUUGUGUUGCGUCAAAGAAGCGACGAUCCAAACGAAAUAGUCAUGAUGUGCUGUCCAGCGAGCAAAACCGAGAAAAUCAUAAAGAAGCUGGGAGAAGAGGGAUUUGAUGAGGGACCACCACCAAGCAAGGACAUUAUUGUCAAAGAGGGUCAAAUAUUGACGGUUGGGUUCAGAGGGAACAUCCAAUGUGAUAAACAUGACGAGAUCAAAAUGGUAUUUAACACUUUCAUUCGUGGGAGGACAGAGUUUAGUGUGGAAGAAAUUGAUAAAUUUGCCCAGAAAAGUUUUCCUUUCUAUCGAGGAUUUGCGCAAGUGUUUACGAAGGUUCUCAUCCAGAGACCGGUGGUGGCCACAGAUAAAGCCAAGGCACCACCAAAACCUGGAGCAAUGGAGUGGGUGGAGGAGGACGUCCUGCUGACAGAACUUCUGAUCAAUAUUCCAAAGCCUGAGCCAGAACCACCAAAACCAUUGGCUACUGCUCCAAUAAGGGUCAGCGCUGAGGGGCCCAACAAGGAGGAUGUUCUGCAGUUUGUGGCAGGUGAACUGGGAGAUGAGUGGAAGAAACUGGCCCAGUACCUUUGUCUGAAGUCCGUUCGUAUCCAGGCUAUUUUAAGACAGAACAAUCAAAAUCCAGAUCCCAAGAAAAUCAGAUACGACAUGUUGGUAACCUGGGCCAAAAGAGUCCCACGAUGUUUAAAUAAGCUGGAGAUACUGGCGCAAGCUUUGAACGCUUGCGGAAGAGGAGAUUUAGCCGCAGAACUUCGGGAUCGAGAUGAGGAAUUUAGGCGGCGACGUGCGCUAUCAUUUAGAGAUAGCUACCUGAGGAGGGCUUUUGUUAAAGUUGCUCAAAACCCUGAAGCAGUUAAAGGAUGGAAGACCAUAGCUACACGACUUGGUGUUUCUAACGAUGACUUGACUGAAAUUGACCAAUCGGCGCCUUCGAUACAACAGAAAUGUUUCUCCAGCCUUCAAAGAUGGCAAAAGUCUGUCGGCGACGAAGCGACGCUGCCGAUAUUGUCAGAAAAAUUAAGAGUUUGCAAGUACAGACAGUUAGCAAGAGAUAUUGAAUCGAUCGCCUAGGUGUCUAAGGAUAUGUGCUUCACGAAAACUGCAUGACUCUCUCUGAUGGGAAACUGUCAAAAAAUUGUAUCAAUCUUAAGAAAUUCAAUAUUUGUAUAGAACAGUCUUUCAUAUUUAUCUGUUUAUUGUGAUAAAAAUUAGUCCCAUGUCUAUUCCUGUACUGCCAUUGAUCUACAAAUAUUAGUGAUUGUGUCAUGUAUAAGAUUUUAUAAAAUCAUAGACUGUACUGUGUGUAUAUCGAUAUACACAGGUACAUAUAUAAAGUGUAUUUAUUGGGGUAUUUUUACGUUUAAUUAAAUGGGCUGGAGUGGUGGAUGUAUAGAAUAUUCAUAUUACUAAAAUAUGUAGACAUUAAGUUAUAUAUAACUCAGUAUAGUAUAUUAAGAAAAUGGAAAAGAAUUGCAUUUAAUUUACAAAUGUUCACUUAUUAUAUAGAUAAUUUUUUACAAGAAAAA